AAUAAUAUUUCUCCUAGAUUUCACCGUUAAACGCGUUAAUCGCAGAAGCAAUACUUCCAAAUAUUUUUCUAAUGCUUUUAUUAAUAAUUUUUCAAGUGAAAAUUGCAUUCUAAUGAAAUUUUAAAUCGUUAGAUGAGUCAUUAUUGGAAUAUUUUCAGUCAGCUGUGAAGUGACAACAACACGCCAAAGGGAGGCAGACGACGCAAUUUGGUUUGUGUGAUUUAUUAGUGGUGACACGCAUUCAAUAGUUCACAGUGAUGGUUGAACCUAUCUUUGACUAUCAGUUCAGGCUAAUAUUAAUAGGCGAUUCGACAGUUGGAAAGAGUUCCUUACUCAAAUACUUCACCGAUGGAAAGUUCUUCGAGAUUGAUAUGGAGGAAGAAAGGGAGGUAAAGUCUGAGGAUGCAUUAUCUUUAGCAAAUUUUUAUAAUAUAAAGUACAUAGAAACCAGCUCUGUAAAAGGGAUAAAUGUCGAAGAAGCAUUCAGAAGCAUCACACAGGAAGUCUAUGAUAAGGUACAAAAUGGAGAGUUUAAAAUUGAAGAGGGAUGGGAUGGUAUCAAGAGUGGUUAUUCAAGACCAAACCACUCUUACAACAUUAUGGAAGCUGAACCAGAAAAGUCUGGAUUCUGUUGUUAAUAGCACAUUACUGAUUUGUGAUGCAAGAAUCUAGUUAUACUUUUCAAGUGAAUUUGACUAACUUAUAAGUUUCAUUGUGAUAAAGUUACUCCAGUUUGGCAUGUUAUAAACAGGUCUAACUGUAGUAGGUUGUCUUGCACGCUCAUUUGCCUCGAGUAAAUAGGAGUUUUGCAAACUCAGUUGACUGUGUAUGUCUUGCAAAACUCGCAUACUCUGCAAGUGGAGCUGUGAUCACUCAUUUGACUGUAUAGAAGGUUGAGAAUUGCAAACGCAUUUUAACUAUGUAAAGAUGGGCAGUGCAUGCAUAUCCAAAUUUGAAUGCUGGCUCCAAACUCAUCUUUCAUGAGUUAGUUUUGUGUGGCAUGCUCACUUUAUUACAGCAAGCUGAGAUUUAUGUGCUCACUUGCGCUUUAAACCAAAGGAAUUGUCCUAGUCCUUUCCAUCCCUGUUUUAAUGUAAGUUGAAUCCUGUGUGUGAAUAAUUCAGAAGAUUUUUUUUUAUAUUUUAUUAAAUGCUGUUAUAUAAUUCUUGUAUACCUUUAUAAGCAAUAUUUUCCCCUUAAUAUUCUGUAUAGAAUCUGGGAGCUCAACCUGUUUUCAUCUGUCUUCAAGUAGUGAACAUUUAAAUGAGAAUGUGUAGCUAAACCUCCAUUUAUACUGUUUUGUGAUAAUAGCUAAACACCUGGUAAUAUUAUUUUAAAGCUAUGAAAUCGCAUUACUUUCUCCUCAUUAUUUUGUAUCUUAUACAUUGUUUCAAUUUUUGAGCAUUGAGCUUAAAACUGUGAUAUGGCCAGUAGGAACUUCAUGUUACCUUCCUGUUUUUUUUAUUUUAUUUUUUUUUUUUAAUGAAUCCAGACAAUUUCAUUUGUGUGGUAUUUAGAAUUUAAACUUUAUUUUUGCUAUGAAGUUACUCGUUCAGCCAUUUAUUGUAAUUUUUAUAAACAUUUCUUCACUUAUUGAUUGUUUAUUUGUAUUUUAUGAAGUGUUUGUAAACUCAUAGAUGUAUAACUUUUAAAGAUGAUGGCAUAUUGAAGAAAGUGUAGAUGCAAAUAACGAGUGAUGAUAUUUGAUAUGGAUGUAUAAAUCAUAGAGUACAAUACUGUACAGUUAUUAUUUGAUAGUCCUGGACUGAGGUGCCAAUGCAGGCAUCAGAAAUGGCCUCAUUUGCAAAAUAUAUUUUUAAAACUAAAGUCAAGACAUCUUUCUUUUUUUCAGUCACACUGUUAAUUUUUGUUUCAAUACACUUUUUCUCAAAUUUAUGAAAGUUGAAAUUUAUAAGAGUAAAGUUUCAUUGGUUGGAUAUCCUGUGCAGGUAUAGCAUUGUACUCCUGCCUUGUAUUUGAUUGUUGCAGUUUUAAGGAAAAACCAAGCGAUUUUUGCAGGAAAUAAUAUACUCAUCUGCUGUUGUAGAUAAAAGCAUUAACUUUUAGUAUACUUAUGAAGGAAUUUCUAAAAAGUGCUCUCCUAUAACACAGAGCUCAUAGUCUUUAUAUUCCCUAAAAACAUUAGGUGAUUGUUUUCAACACCACAUACUGAUUACAACAGUUCUCCUUUUACCUUCCAUACUAAAUUUUAAUGUUUUCAAACUACUGAUUAUGUACAGGUCUCCUCACCUUCCAUACUAAAUUUCAUUGUUUACAAAAGCAGUGUGACAACUAAUUUGUAAAUAAAAUUUAGUCAUGAGUAGGACUAAGACUAGUUGAUAUAUUAUAGGAAUUGGUAUAAUUUUCAACAAUGAAAAAAAUAUUCAGUACAUUGUAUUAAGGAAUUGGUUAUUUAAAAAUGAAUCAGAGGAAUAAUUAAGACUAGUCUAUUAAUACUUUCCUGACAUAUUAGCAUAUGUCCAUGGUAUAAAUAUAACUGGCAUUCUAUACAUCAAGUAAAAUGCUGAACCUAUGCUUACUUCAAAAUUCAAAGAUUAGCAAAUUAUAAUUCAUGUCACUUUAACCAAAGCUUGCUUCUAAAUUUAAAGAUUGGCAAAUUAACCAAAGUCUAGAAUGUAUGAUGAGAAUUUACUUAAGUGAUAUAGUACUGAACAUCUGUUGAAUAAGACUAUUAUGAAAACAGUAUUUAUGAACAUGAGUUCUCUCUGCAUUUUGAAAUCAUGUUUUAUUCACACAAUAAAAUUAAUGUCAAAUUGUAAACUGGGAUAUUCAAAAUAAAUUUUAAUAAUAGCCGAGCCUUCCAGAUAUAUAGAUUACAUAUUCGAUACAGUACUUAACACUAAAUUAGUACUUUAUAAGUAGCCCUCCUAUAUUUUAUCAGACUUUUAAUUCCAAGUAGAGAACAGACUUGACUAACUUAUGGCUUUAUGUGCAAUUUGAUGCAAACUCAGUAAGGCAUAUUAUUUAAGGUUUAUUUUUAUCUAAAGUUCUUUUGUGCACCUUACUGCAAUUUAAUAUUGACUAUGAAGACGUUGCUAUUACUGCUCUGGAUUUUCAGGUUUCUUCAAAAGUUUUCAUGUCCGUGACACUAAAAACUCAAGGAGAUUGCAUUCUUUUUUAUAAAAAUAUUUAGCAUGGCAGUAACUUAUGUAUUUUGAAUAGCAAACCAGGAAGUAACUGUGAAAGAUGAUCCGUCCACUUCCCAAAGAAAAAGUGAACAUGCUAAUGCUUGUAGUAAAACAUCACAGAAAACCUGUCUACUCCUCAAAAUCUGCAAGACUGCACAGAAAUAAAAUUAAUUUACUCUUCAUCUGCUUCUGUCUGUAUUAUGACAAUGCUAGCUAUACAGUAUCUGCAACCUGUGAUGACUCAUAUUUUUUAAAAAAUAUUGAUUUUUCUCCCAUCAAACUAGUUUUCUGAGUGGAUUAAGUAGCCCUUGUCAAGACCAAAUUUCAUUUUUUAAUGUAAGUCAUUUCAAGAAUUUUAUACACUUAUGUCUUAUAUUCUAAAGGUAACAAUUUCAUGGUAGUGUAAGAAAAAAUGAGGUUAUUGUAGGCUAUGGAAACUGCUUUUCUAGUAAAUGCUCAAAAACUGUAUUUUACCAUAUCACACCAUUUCAAGGAGAGCUUAUGAUGAUUAAUAAAAGUUGGAUAUUUCUCCAAAAUUAAUGUUUGCCAAUGGUUAAGAGCAGCUGCUGAACUUCAAAUUAAGAUAAACCAAAAAGAUGCAUUGCCGUAAUUAAAACGGUGUAAUUUGUAUAAUGCUAAUGAAUGAAACUUAGAGUGCUUUUCCAUUUUUUACAUUCAAAUUCAUCUUGUAGUCCUUCAGAUCAUAUCCGAAUUCUCUAUACUAUUUCAAACAGUUUUAUAUAUUUAUAGUGCCAGAUAUAUCACUUUCAUACUUUCAUUAUCCAAUUUAUUUUCUGGGAUACCACUGACCAGAUUUUUUUCAUGGAUUUCCUCAACUCCAGUGUAAUGUAUUGUGUUAUAAUUAUAUGCCUCAUUAUAUUUUAAAGGAUGCAUAGUUUUCUGUUUUUAUGAUGAUCUUUAUCAUCAUAUUAUUGUUGUUAUGAAGAUGAUAAUUAUCUAUAUCACUCCUGUGACAAUGAUGUAGUUUUUGAGUAAUGAUGAUUACAAAAUGUAAGGGGGCAAAUGUGGGGAUAUUUAAUUUAAGUUUGCAUGGAAGUUUGAAAUUUUUCAUAUUCUAUGAAAAUGCAUACAUUAUUAUGCAUAUGGGAUAUCUAAGUAUUUUAUAGUGGUAAUGAUAAUAGACAACUAUAUAGCUGAAGUUUGCAUGCUAAGGAACUAAUUCUGUAAUGAUUUAUGUAUCCUUAUUUCGUAUGGAUUUGUUUUUGCUACAGUUCUAGACUAUUAUUUAAAGUAGUAAUUUUUGUUACAGUCAUGCUUAAUUCAUGUGUGGGUCUUUCAAAAUCACUUAUUACUCAACUAAUGCAAGUGAAUUGCAGUGCUUGUAUUUUCAUGAAAUUUUUCCUGACUAUUAAUAAAGCUUUUAAAUUUGAUUGUUUCUGACAAUGAGCAUCAUUAAUUAUUUAUAACUUCAUAUUUUUACAAUGCUAUUUUACUCUCAGAGAGGCAUGUAAGUAAAAUCAAGUGAUCUUUUUAAUCAUGCUUUAGUAUUCAAUUCAUUUAUCUUAAUUCUCCCAAUUUUGAGCAUGAAUAAAUUUUGGAAGUGUACUUUCAAAAUUAUUAUAUGCCAGUUCCCAGCCACAAAUGAUAGUCAAGUUACAAACUUGCUUUCUGAUGUUGCAAAUUGUGCUUUUGUCACUUCAAGAUUAUGUGAAUCACACUCUCCCUUCAGACAAAACCCACUUCUUUGUAAAUGGGUGACUUUCUCUUGUUAGCAAAAUAUGAUGUAAAUACAGCAGAGUAUUGAUUAUACAUUAUAAAAGACUUUACUUUUGUAUGCCCUAGAAUUCUCAUUUUAAAAUUAAAACCUCUCAGGUUUGGAUUAGAGUCUUCGAAUUAACAGGACUUUCAGAUUUAUACUCCCUUGAAGCUUAAUGGAAAAACCUCAUGUCUUCUUUAACAAUGGUAAAUAUGGACAGCAUUAGUUUGCUGCUUUCAUGUAAUGAACACAAAGAUGAAAAACACAGUCAUAGGUGGCAAGAAACAGGGAUUUUUAUCAUCAGAAUCAAUAACUAGUAUUCAGAAAAUAUGGGUGUGUUAUAUACAAUGCUUGUAGCUCUUACUUUUUCUACAUUUACAUUCCAAUUUUUCCUCAAGCUAACCUUCAUUUUCUUUAUAUAAAGAGGGUUCAUGAAUGCCAGUGAAGCUCAUUUAGAAAACCGAGAUCUUCAACUUUAAUUAGAUUUUUCCUUCAUCUUUUGAAUCUUUUCUUUUUGUGCUUUCCAGGUUUUACGUAUUUACAUUUUUAUUUUUAGCAUUUAAACUUUUGAUAGUUUUGUGGUGCUUCCUUCAGAUUUCAUAAAUCAGUCAUUUACUACAGUAUCCAUUAAUCAUAAAUAUUUAACUGAAAUCAAUCUUUUACUUGAGCACAUAGUAGUGAUCUACAUAUCUUGCUGAUCUUCAAUUUGAUUAUAAUAACAAUGAUUUGGUUUUGUAAAUGUAUAGAUGGGUGAAAGUCCUGCAUACAAUGUUGAUGUUCAAGGAUUUAAAACUUCUCCAAAACUUCUGUAAUUUUCUUAUUUUUUCUCUUAAGUAAUCCAGACAUAGCACUUUUUAUCUGUUUAAGAACAAUCCCUCCAAAAGUGUCAGUUCACCAUAAAUUUAAUUUACUGUGUUUCAUAUUAUGAAAACAACCAAUUCAGACCAACCACUUGAGUUAUGAAUUUUGAAGUGGGUAGUUCGGUUAAUUUAUUUCCUCAUGACUUAAUCUUUAUUUUCCUACAAAUCUUUUUAUGCUUUUACUUUGACAAAAAAUUAAAUUCUCUAAAAUUGAAGAAUUUGUUCAGCUAACACUAAGUCUAGAAAUUUGACCCUGCGGUGAUGAUUGAAAUUGCUUCAUGAUACAAAUGAUUAUGUUUGUUUAUUGUUUGUCUCCUUUGUAUUAUCAUAAACCAACUCAGAAAAAUUCUUCAAAAUUUUACAUGAAAAAGUAAACAGGCAACUCGGAUAAAUUCUUCAAAUUUCAAAUGAAAAGGCAAACAGGAUUUCAAAAGGCAAGAGGAUAAAGAAAACCUCUAUCUUGUCUUUGUCCAUUAAGGCAACUUGAUGGUUAUCAUUGUCAUCUGGAACUUCAUCUUUGUUACUUACAUUAUAUAGACAGUGUAAGAAGGGCUAAUAAAACAAUUAAUUAUAAUUUCCAUAUUUUCCAUAAGUAUUCUUGUGUGCGCAUGUUAACAGACUACCAUGACCCAUGAAAUCAUAAUCCAUUAUAGUGCAUACUUGAUUAAUAACAAAUUGUUUGUUUUUACUAUGUACAUAUCAGAUACACCUAGCAAAUUCGUAAUGCUCACUAAUGCACCAAAGAUCAGUUCACUUCAUUACUCAAGUGAGCAGAAAUGACUUGACAUUAGUUUUGAUCUAUUCCUGGCAAAAAGGUCCCACCUACACAUUUUACCCUUGCAAGAUAUUACAUUGCAAAUCAAUACCUGAUGAUAUUUGUCAGGGAUAAAACCUCUUGUAAAGUUUUACUUUUAUAAAACCUGACCUCUACUUCUAAAUCUGGAAUAUCUGAUCUUAUCUGGGUCAUUAUAUUUAACUAUUUGUUUAUAUAGUGUUCAAGAGAAUUUUAUACUCAUUCCAUUAAGGCUACUAAUUCUUGCAGAAAGUUGCUCACAUGUAGAGAAGAACCUCACCUUUCCAUUCAUUUUCUAUAAAGUAGUUUCUUUUAUUGUACUAUAUGCAGCAUUUUUGCCAUUGCUUUUUCUAUACCUAUAUCUAAUUUUUAAAAUCCUUUUAUUUGUGAAAAGAUUCCAAGCCACAUAAAUUUCUCAAGUAUUUUGAACAUAAAGGAGGACUUAUUGUUUAUUCUCAUUUGUAAGACUGAUAAGAGGUUAUGAGCAAAUGUUAAGGACACUGCAAAUAAAGAUUAAAUGCAUAAAAUGUGAAUUAUACAAGAUUAUGUUAUAAAUUAUUCUCUUUAUAUACUUCUGUGUAAGGUCACUUCCCUAGAAUUUCUUCUACACUGUGAAUGAAUGAAUGAAUGAAAAUGUUUGUGGUUGUCUCAGUAAAAUGUAGAUUAAUCUAAGUUCAAGUCUUACUACUUCUAGUUUAUGACUGAAUUAUAUAUUUUUUUUUAUAUAUUUUGCAACAUACUUCAAUGUGCCACGUACAUUGUUUGAGAAAUCUUUGACAAUUUUAGGGCAUUUUAUAUGUUCUAGGAACCUAAUCCUCGCGAGUAACAAAGCUCGAGUGUUGGUAACAAAGAAAAUUUAGUAUCUGAAGUAAUGUGAGUGAAUGUAUGUAUUGUAUAUAUGAUUUUGUGAAGAACUUAAGUACUGCAUAUCUAAAGUAAAAAAAAUUUCUUACCAUGAAAUUAAGAACCUAAAUAAUGACUAUAUUUCUUUCCUAAUAAAAAACAUAAGAUUUCCCGCAAUGCUCAUUUAAGGUAAUGAAGGAAGCUGAGACAUUGACAAGAUAAUUAAAAAAUCAGCUCAGGGCAUUUAUCUUUCCUUGGUGUAUUUUUCCUUUGAGAGUUUAACAAAUGAAAUAUUUUAGAGAUGUUACAAGAACCAGCAAGUCUUCCAUAGAGUACCAUGCCAUUACUUAUUCUCUUCUAUUCUCAAACGAAUAAUGAAAAGUUUUGCUGAUAUGGAUUUUUUUUUUUACUUUAGAUACUAAUUUUUUUAUUGCAUUAAAUUUUUUAUUGUUUUUUCGGUCUGUAAUUUUCACAUUAUUUUCACUUUCAGACAAUACCAGACUUGAGAUCAUACAGUAGAAUUUCUCAAGUAUUUCAUUUGUAAAAGAAUGAUGUCUUAAGUGUUUAUUUGGUUCUCAAAAAUUAAAUGAUAGCAGAGGGCUGUAUCAUUAGAAAAAGGUGGUUCAGUAAAGCUUCAGGUAAACUCUCACUUUAUCCACAUCAUAAAUCAGUCUCUAUCUCCCUCAUAUAUUAAACUGAAGCUAAAAUAUAAUGAUGCUCAUAUUUUGUAUUAUUUUGGUAAAGUGAUAAUUAUGUCUGCUCUAAUUUAUAUUAACUUAAGAAUUUAAAAUAUAAUGAAGCUAUGGAUAAGUUUAAUUACUUAAGUUCUUAACUUCUAGCAAAAGUUGUUACAUGUACAACCUUCACAGAAAUUUUGUUAGAACCUUUUACAUUUCUCAUUUGUAAAGUCUCAAGUUUUCUAAAUUAUUUUAUGUAUAUGUAUAAGAUGGCACAAAAUUUUCUCUCAUUUUAUACAAUUAUAAAUCCCAUGCCGAUUACUUGAGAGCAAGACUGGUUAACUACAUUUGAGUUGGAAAUAUUUGUUUGCCAUACUUCAAUAACAUUUUAGUAUCAUUAUAUUAUAGUAAUGGAGAAACAGGAUCACCUGUCAUUCUCUGAUCAUCAUGACAGAAACCACUCGCAAAUCCCACUUAAUGCCUUACCUGACCUUUGCUUCAAUUUAGUGGAGCCAAUGGUAGUUGGCUGUAUUUAUUUAUAUGUAUGCAUUUAUACCGAUUCUUUUAGAAUUUGCUUUUUUUAAUAGCUCUUUAAAGUUUUACCUUCCUCAUCUUGUUUAAAGUGAAAGAAUAACUACACCUUAUGAUGUACGAACUGACAACAUUUAUUCCCAUUCUGAUGGUCAAGACUCUGCUGUAUUGUAGGAAGUAGUACUGUAGGUCUUAGAUUGUAAUAGGACCCUAAAUCUGUAGAAUGAUUAGAAGUCUUUACAGCUUUGCACAAAAUGUAUAAUUACACAAUAGAAGCGCUAGGAACUCGUGUAAAUAAUUGUCUACUGUGUACUAUGUGUUGGGUAAGGUUUUAUCACACUAGAAAUAGUAUGAACCUCUGACAGUAACUGCUGUACUUAUUUUCUCCCCUUUUUAUUAUUCUAAAAGGUACUCUGGAUAAAGGUUGCUCUCUCAGUAUCUUUUUCGUUUAUAAUACUCUCUCUUGUAAAUUUUUUUAUUUUAUAUCAGUUUUAUUGCUGUUGAAUACAUAUUGCCAACAGUUAUUAAGAGUUAUUUAUAAAUGAAAUUUUUCUUAUGAUCCUAAUUUUUUAAAAGUGAAUUAUGUAUUAGUAAAGGUUAAUUUAGGGUUCUGUACCUUGUAAUUUAUUUUAGAAUGUUGUUUAUUUCUCAUUAUGGUUGUAAUGAAAUGAUUCCUGUCUCACGUUUUACUACUGUGUUGUGCUGCAAAUAUAUAUCUUUUUAUUUGUUUAUAAAAAAUUUUCCCAACAUUACCAAGUGCAUAAUACCAUAACUAUGCAAUUUCUAUGUAUCUAAAGAGCCUUUGUAUUUCAGUUUCAUCCAUGUGUCUUUACCUAUCAUUUAGGGAUACAGGUCUUAAUCUGUUUUAUCUUGUGUAUACAAUGUUAAAUAUUUACUCUGGUUACAAUCCCAAGAAUUUUGAGCUAUGAUACAAGUCACAAACUUCAAUCCAGCACUUAUCAGAGUUUUAAUAUAACAUAUCCUGAUGAGUUGAUUUGCAUUGGUUUGGGUUUUCUAUACGUAUACUGAAAAUGUUAUCCUUGACACGCUCAUUUCCUUGUGAUUAGCAAACUGUUUUCUGGUUAUAAUGGGCAGUUGCUUAUGCAUGUUAUAUUGGUUGGAUGGGAGUUUUAUGCUGCACCAGGGAGGGGAUGUUUGCACGUUUGUACCAGUGCAUUGGAAGCAAAAAAACUAUAUGAUUUGUUGAAAAUGAGAUAUUGUAAAAACUAAAUAAUAAUCUAAGUAUUUUUAAUAAGUAUUUUUAUUAGCCUGUUUCAAAGCUAUGAACUUAGUGGCCUAUGUUGGUUUACAAAAAGGUUGUAAAUUAUUUGCCAAUGCCAUUUAUUUUAUAGGCCUUUUACACCAAAUGCCUAUUUUAACAAUGAAUGUUACGCUGGAACACUUGAAUACCACUGUCUACUCCCUGAAGCAGCAGGACUCAGUUUUAAUUGUUAUUUUGCAAUCAGUAUUAUUGGUCUAUAAAACAGAAUUUGAGUCUCCACUUGUGAAUCAGCGAUAUUAAAGAGUUCAGGGAAUUCCACAGGAACAGCUUUAUAACUUUUCCUAAUAAUGAUUAAUGAAAUUGUUCACAAGUUGAGAUUGCUUCCUUUAGGUCUGUACCUCAACAAGUUCUUCACAAUUCUUUGAUCCUUUUUACUGUACACAGACAGAGAAUGGUUUCUUGAGAUACUUUGUUCAUUCCCAUUUCUUUCACAGUUGUUUGAUCGGUUCAAAAUUCUUUAUACUUAAUUUAUCACAGCCAUAUAUUAAUAUUUAAUCAUGUAGAGCCCCUUUUUCUAUUUCAUCAACACAAUCAGUACAAAAUUCUGCUCUUUUAUUCCAUAGAUCUAAAAGCAAAAAUGUCAAUUUUAUUCAUUCAUGUAAAGUGAGAUCAAUUAUAAUAGAAUGAGUUAACUAAUAGUACGUAUUAUAAUUUAAAGGCUGAACUUAUCACAUUCAUGGAUUUUUAAAGAUGCUCCCAUACAGCUUAUAAUUAUUCUUCAUUAAAAAUAAAAUUUAUCAUAGUUAAAAUCAUUCAUGAAGACCAUCUUCUUAAAGAAACUUCACAAUCUCUUUGACUACAGUAACUAGUAACCUUGAGAGUCGCUGCACCUGUAGAAAACAUAAAGUUCUCAGGUUCCCAAAACUGGGACACCUGUUUUUUAUUAUUAUUAUUAUUAUUAUUGUUAUUAUUAUUGUUAUUAUUAUUAUUAGUAUUAUUAUUUUUAAGUUUAUAAGUUUAACAAGUUUAUUGAACCCCCUUUUAGAGACUCAUAUAUCAUGCCCAAAUGAAUUGUUCCAAAAUAAGAGAUGAAAAAUUGGGAUAGUUAAAGUUACAGAAGUUGAAAACUAUAUGAGAAAUGGGAAGAAAAAAAGAACAUAAGAAUAGCUGUAGAUUAAAUGUAAUACAACUAGGAGCUGAAAGGAUGCUGCAAAGAAUCUUGUGUGCAAUGAUUCUGUUGUGUAAGAAACACUGUAAUAGGCCAGAAGGACCAAGACGUCAUUGAAAAAUGCAAGGGUUCCCACCAAUGACAAACCCAGGCCAGACAUUACCGAUUGUUAAAUGAAGAACAAGAGAAUGAAACAAAAUUAUUGGGGUUACAUUUUUUUACAUAAUGAAGUACCUUCCCUGAAUUAUGAGUGUUCAUUAUACCCAUGACAAGGCAAAAACAUUUGGCUUAAUGUGAGUUGUCAGGUGAAACAGGUUCUAACUUUUGUUAAUGACUGGCCACCUUUCUUGUUCAUCAUAUAUUAAUAAUAAAAUAAUAAUAAUAUGCAGACUGCAGAGUUCACUGUACAUAUUUUUCCUCAGGGUAAACUAGUGAGAUUCAAGGUAUUGUAUGCAGUAAAAACAAUUUUUAAUGCUCUUAUGGCUAGUGGUAAUACCUUCAUAACAAAUUUCCAAGAUUUAUUCUAACACAACAGUACUUUAACCGUAAACCAACUAAUUCUCACGAAAGUAGAAAACUUUUUGUUUAAUACAAUCCUGAAGUUGAUUUACAAGACAUCUAGGAAUUUCCUAUAACAUUCUCCUAAUUUCUCUAACACCUGUUUGGGUAACUUACAAAGCAUUCACUUCUGCAUAAUUUUUAAACUAAAACUAUGUUGAAAUACACUUGAUUCUUUAAGGGCUAAAGUAUGGUCAUUGGUAACAGGAGUAUCUUAUUAGUUAUUAUAACUAGUUUAAGCAGACUACAGAGCUAAAAUGCUUUACUCUCACAGGGCUGGCCAAAUGGAAAUACGUACAGUAUAAGCAGCAAUCACAGUACUUUGCCAACUGUAAAAAUGAUGCUUCUCUAAGUAAAAAUAUAAAUGAAUCAUUUAAAUAAUGUUUCAAGGGUUACAAACUUUUUUCAACAGUUUCUUUGGAAUUUUUUAUAAUAAUGUACUGUGCGUCAUACUACAUUAACCUAAGUGAUAAAAAUCAAAUUUGUAUACAUAGCAGUACAUGUCUCAUGUGAUAAAGAAUUUACUUUCCAUUGGUCUUCAAAAAAUCUGAGAAGAGCUAAGUAUAUUUUGUGCUAAUUCAUGUUAGUUAUAAUAAUUAAAUGAUCCACAUUGGGGUUUUCCUGUAGCUACUCAUUGGAUUAAAAGGUGGUUCUAAAGGUGUACUGCAAGGAACUCAAGAAGUAAGAAUUCUUAACGUGUACUGCAGAGGGAGUGUUUUAAAUGUUACGCUAUACAAGUUAUCCUGAUGGGAUAAGCCAUGCACAUGGGAUGACGUUUAACACCACAUUUGGGUAAAACGAAAAUAUCAAAUAAAAGAAAUGAAUUUGCUAAAUCAAAGGAACAAAAUAUAAUCUUUUAAUGAAACUAAUAUUGUCAAUUCAAUUAACAUUUGCCUAUUUUAUUUUGUUGUUCUACACAGGAUGAUAGCUUCAAGCAACUGAAGAUGACCAAAUUAUGUAAAAAGGUAUUUCAACAAUAGGAAUCGGAUGCGAUGCAAACAUCAAAAGGUGAUGUUGGUUUUUCAAGAGCAUUCUCAUGGCUUUUUGCAUUGAAAGUCACCAUUGAUAAAAAGAAUUGCAAAGGACAGUGUAACACUGUAAAAAAAGAUGAUACUAGUUAAGCAACAGUUAAAGGAUCUUUAUAAAGAUUGAGGCAGAUUAAACUAUCAUUUAUCAGUCACAGGGACACAAGCUGUACUAACGUAUGGGAUGCUGGAUGAUACAACACUAGCAAGCAUGUACUAUUAGCAUCCAUAUCUCAUCACAUGGGGAGAUUGUCAGAUUUUAGAGGGAACAGAUUUUUUAAAAAGUGGAACUGAUGAAGGAUUACAACACUGAUUAAUUAUAUAUUUUUUUAAAUUUGACGAUCUGCCCUAGGAUGAGAUAUGGAUGCUAACAGUACAUGCUUGCCAGUGUUGUAUCAUCUACCAUCCAUACGUUAGUACAGCUUGUGUCCCUGUGACUGAUAAAUGAUAGUUUAAUCUGCCUCAAUCUUUAUAAAGAUCCUAAUGCUCUUGAAAAACCAGCAUCACCUUUUGAUAUUUGCAUCACAUCUGAUUCCUAUUGUUGAAAUGCCUUUUUUACUUUAUCUGAUCAUCUUCGGUUGCAUAAAACAGUCAUCUUUUUCAAAAAAGAUCAGAUGUAGUAGUUACUCAAUUUUGUACUAUAAUCUACUAUUCCAUCUACCGCACGAUUAGCAGUCCCUACAUCGUCUAAACUUUCUUGGCAUAAUGGUAAGCGUAACUAACGAUUCUUUGCAGCCUCCCAUCAGCCAAGCUGCAUUGUAUAUUUUUUUCCUGUCUUUUCCAAUUUAUCUGUCUCCUUUGGUCUCUUCCAACUUACUAGCUAACUAACUUCAAUUCCUUACUCCAUUCACCUUCAUUCAAAAUAAACCUUAUGGGCCGGCCCUACGAGAGUCAAGAAGUGUGAUUCAGUGGUUUAGUUUAACUAAGACUUAAUUAAUAAUAUCCACAAAUUACUGUAUAUACUGCUGACGUGAUCAAGAAAUUAAACCUUUAACCCCAACAAACAUCAAUUUUGUACAAAAUGGUCUGAUACGUAUGUGUAUGACCAUUAACACAAUAAUGUCUGAAUCAUAUGUCUUUCUGUUUCUCCAAAGACUUUAAUAUAUUUUCAACUACCACGUAAGUACCCAUAAAAACCCCUUUACAUACUCUUUAUGUACCAUUUUUUUUUUACUUACAAUGACAGUCCAAUUUAAUGAAGCAAUUUAGAUACGUAUUACAAAUAUCACGUAAGUGGAGACAAAUUCUGCAGAAAUACGUAGAUAAGCCUAGCCAUUAUCACCAUGAACAGUUUAUGUAACAUUUGCAAUUACCAGCUCCCAAGUAUGUACUAAACAAUGCAUGUGUGAAAUUCUUUAUUCUUAAUGUUAAUCGGCCGAAUAUGUUGCGGUGAAAUAAGCUGUACCUUAACAUGGAAAGCAACGAUGCAAAAUUCAUACAAACAUUGAGCCAUAUCAAUAUUAUCCAUAUGAAAUUAUGUCUAGUCAUGUUGGUGUAAUUUUGACUUUGUUUCCAGUGCAGUAAGAGGUGCUUUGGACAAAGUUUUAUUUACAGCCGAGUCUGCUUUGUGUGUAUCUGCUUUGCUCAUAUUUUAUACUUUAAAAUAACUGUGAUUAGAAAUAUUUCUUUUUGUAGUAUUGCAACCGUAGAACCUCUAUAAAAAUAUUAUGCCUCGUCCCAGCAUUCUGUAAAACAGGAAAAGGCUACAAAAUGCUUGCAGGUGUUUAAAUGAAAAAGGUAGCUGUGCUUAGAAUGUUAUGCUGUGUUUGAAAUGCAAUUUUGAUGGUAAUACUAUACGUACAUGUAAAAGUAAUGAAAAUUUCUGAAGUCUUCAUACGAAUCUAUGUUUGUUCUUGGUGCAAAUCUAGGUUUGUAAUGUAGGGUUCAUUGAUGCAAAGAUCAACAUUUUCUAGUACAUAUUGCAAUAAGACAAUUGUGCAGUUAAGACUUACACGUUUAGUAGCAUAUCUUGUGAUAAGGUCCAUGAGUGAACUGAUUUUGUAAAGGUUGUAAACAAGAAAGGUGAGAUUAUGAGGUACUAAGAAACUCUGUACAGUACUAAACAUUGUACUUUCUUAAGACCACACCUUCUCGUCUUAACUGCACAAGUACAAACUAAACAUAAAUAACGUCAAAGUUGCACAGACGGACCAAACUAAAAUUCCAAUGCUCAUGAGAAUUGCUUUUGUACAAUUUGUGUAAAAUAUACAUUAUUUUCUAUUUGAUAAAA
This is a messenger RNA of Macrobrachium nipponense, 14773 nucleotides long. RefSeq names its product ras-related protein Rab-39A-like. Lineage: Eukaryota; Metazoa; Arthropoda; Malacostraca; Decapoda; Palaemonidae. The transcript has 3 exons. The coding region runs from base 258 to 638 and encodes 126 amino acids. Gene Ontology annotation, biological process: regulation of exocytosis; protein secretion. Gene Ontology annotation, cellular component: intracellular membrane-bounded organelle. The record is from RefSeq and is a predicted model, not a curated record. Gene Ontology annotation, molecular function: GTPase activity; GTP binding.